AGAAGCUGUCUUUGCAUUUUUGCCAAAAGUCGACUUACUCAUCCCUAGUUAAUGACAGAAAAUUUUUGCUGGUCAUUCAAUUUGCAAGAAGGAGAAAGUAUUAAAAAUGUUUGGCCGUCAAAGUCUUGGAAGUGGAUCAUCGAAUGGCUCCAAUUUGGUGGAGUUCCGGGCUGGUAGAAUGAACUUUAUUGGAAAAAUGGUGCAUCCCGAUACACGCAAAGGUCUGGUGUAUCUGACACAAAGUGAAGAUGGUUUAAUGCAUUUCUGCUGGAAGGAUCGCACCACUGGAAAGGUUGAAGAUGAUUUGAUCGUGUUCCCUGACGAUUUUGAAUUCAAACGUGUCGAACAGUGCAAGACAGGUCGUGUCUAUGUCUUGAAAUUCAAGUCCAGCUCCCGUCGCAUGUUCUUUUGGAUGCAAGAACCCAAAACUGACAAGGAUGAGGAACACUGCCGUCGUGUCAAUGAAUUGAUGAACAAUCCACCCUCAGCAUCUCGAGGUGGUGGCCAAGAUGGUGGUGAUUUGCAGUAUAUGCUCAACAAUAUGUCGCAACAGCAAUUGAUGCAAUUGUUUGGUGGUGUUGGACAAAUGGGAGGUCUCAGCUCUUUAUUGGGUUCCAUGAACACUCGUACCCCAUCCUCAAAUCGCAAUAGCAGUUCUAGUGCCGCUGGCCUUGUUACACCCGAAAACUCUUCGGCUCCCCGUACCCCAUCUGCUCCAAAAGCCAAAGGCAGUAAGAGCAGCAGCUCUGGAACUGGCAACACCUCCACAGAGGGUGGGGCAGCCGCAACUGGUGGUAAGAAAUCUUCAAAUUCUGUAACACCCACCAAUGCAUUCCAAUCCUUCUUAUCAAAUCUUUCACCCGAAGCUGGCGCUGGUCGUUCCCUUAACAUUGAUCUUUCCUCGGCUUUGGCUGGUUCCGAGGCCAUCAAUGAAUUGAUAUCGGAUCCGGAACGUGUCAACACAUUGUCCGUUCACCUGCCCGAAACAGAAGAUGCCGACGAAAAUAAGAAACAGCAAAUCAAGGAAACCAUUGCCUCACCACAAUUCCAACAAGCAUUAUCAUUAUUUUCCAAUGCCCUGCAAUCGGCCCAAUUGGGUCCGGUUGUAUCACAGUUUGAAUUGACACCCGAAGCAGUGGCUGCAGCCUAUUCUGGUAAUUUGGAAGAUUUUGUUAAAGCUUUGGAAAAGGCCUUACCCGCCGGCGCUACCAUGUCAUCGUCGCCCGUCAGUUCAAAGGGCAAGGAUACGGCAGAGGUGAAGAAAGAUGAGACCACAGAUCAAGCUGCCGAGAAAAAAGAAUAGUUUCCGAAUUUGGCAGUCAUAGUGCUUGAGUUUAUUAUUAUUUUUUUAUAUGAUUUAAGUUUUCACUUUGUAGGAGGGAAACAGCGUUUUCCUUCAAUUUUUUCUUUUGCUUCAAAAACUUGUUGAUAUACAUCUCUUUCUAUAAAGACUGAGACAAAAAAAUACACAAUUAUUAUACAUACGAAGCAUACAUGCGAUUCAAUUAACCAUUUUCUCUUCAAAAUGAAAUACAUAUGUCCAUUUAAAUAAAA
Molecule: messenger RNA, 1554 nt
Organism: Musca domestica (house fly)
Lineage: Eukaryota; Metazoa; Arthropoda; Insecta; Diptera; Muscidae
Gene: Rpn13
Product: proteasomal ubiquitin receptor ADRM1 homolog
Exons: 4
Coding region: 107-1303 (398 amino acids)
Biological process (GO): ubiquitin-dependent protein catabolic process
Cellular component (GO): nucleus; proteasome regulatory particle, lid subcomplex; cytoplasm
Molecular function (GO): proteasome binding; ubiquitin binding; endopeptidase activator activity
Source: RefSeq, a predicted model, not a curated record